GCAGGACCAGCACCUUAAAGCAAGCAGCGGUCCCAGCGCAGGCUUGGUCUCGCGCUCCCGCCCUCCGCCCGCUCCCCCUCCCCCGAGCUUCUUGCCCGGCUGACGGGCGGAAGGGAGGCCGCGAUGGCAGAUGAGAUCGCCAAAGCUCAGGCCGCUCGGCCUGGUGGCGACACGAUCUUCGGGAAGAUCAUUCGCAAGGAAAUCCCAGCCAAAAUCAUUUUUGAGGAUGACCAGUGUCUUGCUUUUCAUGACAUUUCCCCUCAAGCGCCAACGCAUUUUCUGGUGAUACCCAAGAAGCACAUAUCCCAGAUUUCUGUAGCAGAAGAUGCUGACGAAAGUCUUCUUGGACAUUUAAUGAUUGUUGGCAAGAAAUGUGCUGCUGACCUGGGCCUGAAGAAGGGCUACCGAAUGGUGGUGAACGAAGGCUCCGAUGGGGGACAGUCUGUCUAUCACGUUCACCUUCAUGUUCUCGGAGGUCGGCAGAUGAACUGGCCUCCUGGUUAAGCACAUUUUAGGGAUAAUUUUCACCACUGUAGGCAAUGAAUGAUCAGUUUUGCAAAUUAAACAGUACACUUUUCCCUGUGAAUGGAGAGAUUGAGGAAAUAAUUUCUAAAACCCAUACGUAAUAAAAGACAUUGUUGCAUGUUCUGAA
Molecule: messenger RNA, 652 nt
Organism: Artibeus jamaicensis (Jamaican fruit-eating bat)
Lineage: Eukaryota; Metazoa; Chordata; Mammalia; Chiroptera; Phyllostomidae
Gene: HINT1
Product: histidine triad nucleotide binding protein 1
Exons: 3
Coding region: 124-504 (126 amino acids)
Biological process (GO): purine ribonucleotide catabolic process
Cellular component (GO): nucleus; cytoplasm
Molecular function (GO): hydrolase activity
Source: RefSeq, a predicted model, not a curated record